AUGAAAGGAAAAGCACCUAAAGCUGUUUUGACGGAUCAGGAUGCAACAAUGUGCGCAGCCAUUAGAGAUGUUUUUCCUAAAGCAACUCAUCGGCUUUGUUGCUGGCAUAUUUCAUGUAAUGCCGAAACUAAUAUAAAAAUUCCAGGAUUCUCAACAUGUUUUUCCAAGCUAAUGAAAAUUACAUGCUCUGUGGCCCAAUUUGAAGCUAGAUGGUCUACGUUGAUUGCUAAGUUUGGUGUUGCCGACCAUCCAUGGAUACAAGACAUAUACUCAAAACGACAUUUAUGGGCAGAAGCAUUUUUUCGAGGCAAGUUUUUUUCUAUGACGAGGAUCACGCAACGUGCAGAGUCAAUGAACGCUUCACUGAAACAUAAAGUUAGUUCUGGUUUUAGCCUUACAGAUUUGUUUAGGCAGUACAACAAUAGUUUCUUGAAGAGGAUUCGAAAGAGGUUUCACGUAUUGCAGAAGGAAUCUGAGAAUCCACCAAAGGAAGUGAAGCGUACAGGCUUAUUAAGCGGUCUUGAGAACCAUGCCGGUCGCGUAUGCACUAGAGCCAUAUUCGAUUAUAUACAAAAUGAGCUGAAGGAGGAGGCAAACAUAAUUGUACUCAACAAGAGUGUACCUGUUAAUCGGCGGCACACAUUCAUCUUUGAAGAUCAUAGCAAGGCAAGGCCUCGUACAUUUACUACCGUAAUCGAUUUGGACAACGAAGAAUUCCAUUUGAUAUGUGGUUUUAAGAAUUUGACACUUACUAAAUUUCCUGCUAAGAGUGAUAAUGAGGAACCAAUUGAAAAUUUCAAACACGUCCCACAUGUCGGUGAUCCCGCUAAGAUUGUUCCUAAGGGCGGAUCCAAAGAUAAGAAGCAUCUAUGCGGAUUAUGCAUGUUGAUGAAACCUGGACACAAGACCACAACUUGUGAGCAGAACCCAGAUUCUCGUGCAAGGGCUAAUGCGAAACAUUCAGCACGUAUUAACCCAUUAGAAAACGCUGGUUAUGGUAACGCUGUCACCGAGGACUCCUUUGUGGAAUCCAUUCACAAGUUUGUAAUGAUAUUUAUUAUUCAUAUUCAGAAAUUCUGCAGGUGGGAUCCAUUCACAUGUUUGUAA
Messenger RNA from Erythranthe guttata (spotted monkey flower), 1107 nucleotides. Lineage: Eukaryota; Viridiplantae; Streptophyta; Magnoliopsida; Lamiales; Phrymaceae. The record is from RefSeq and is a predicted model, not a curated record.